Molecule: messenger RNA, 697 nt
Organism: Eufriesea mexicana
Lineage: Eukaryota; Metazoa; Arthropoda; Insecta; Hymenoptera; Apidae
Product: histone H2A
Exons: 3
Coding region: 134-541 (135 amino acids)
Cellular component (GO): nucleosome
Molecular function (GO): protein heterodimerization activity; DNA binding; structural constituent of chromatin
Source: RefSeq, a predicted model, not a curated record
GCCAAAAUAUCUGACGUACAUACGCAUAACCGUCGUCGAGCAGGGUAGAGGUUCAUUCGCUGUUUGGUAUUCGGAGGAGAAGCUGCUUCCGUUGCUCGUGUUUAAGAAAGGUUCUAAGAAAAUACUGUAAAAAAUGUCUGGACGUGGUAAAGGUGGAAAAGCUAAGGGAAAGGCGAAGACCCGCAGUAGUAGGGCAGGGCUGCAGUUCCCUGUUGGAAGAAUCCAUCGUCUUUUGAGAAAAGGAAAUUAUGCGGAACGAGUCGGAGCUGGAGCACCUGUUUAUUUGGCCGCUGUAAUGGAAUAUUUGGCGGCUGAAGUACUCGAGUUAGCCGGGAACGCCGCAAGAGACAACAAGAAGACGAGGAUAAUCCCACGUCAUUUACAAUUAGCCAUUCGCAAUGAUGAAGAAUUAAAUAAAUUGCUCUCGGGUGUAACAAUCGCUCAAGGUGGUGUUCUGCCUAACAUUCAAGCAGUGCUUUUGCCGAAGAAAACUGGUACUGGUGGAUCUGGAAAGGGAGACAAAGCAUCCCAGGAAUAUUAAUAAUCUUUAGAAUAACCUUUCUAACUUAACAGUACUUUAGGGCUACAUCUUUGUUUCUUGAGCUAUAAAAAACAAAAACGACGUAAUCUAUGAAACCUAUCAAAUUACAAUCAUUAUUCCAUCAAUAUACAUUGUAAAAUCAUAUUAAUUAACAGA